Saccharomycodes ludwigii is the source of this 4437-nucleotide messenger RNA. RefSeq names its product Stu1p (gene STU1). Gene Ontology annotation, cellular component: cytoplasmic microtubule; microtubule organizing center; mitotic spindle. Lineage: Eukaryota; Fungi; Ascomycota; Saccharomycetes; Saccharomycodales; Saccharomycodaceae. The transcript has a single exon. The coding region runs from base 1 to 4437 and encodes 1478 amino acids. Gene Ontology annotation, molecular function: microtubule binding. The record is from RefSeq and is a predicted model, not a curated record. Gene Ontology annotation, biological process: astral microtubule depolymerization; mitotic spindle assembly.
AUGAGAUCUUAUGACACAUUCUAUGAAGUUUUAACAAGUGAGAGUGAUGUUUCAAUCCAAGAGAAAAUAAAAUUAUUAAUAGAUUUCAAAAGUCAUGUAAAAAAAGAAUUUGUUGAUGUUUCACUAGUCCCGCAAUAUUUUAAAGCUUUAUUUUAUUAUUUAGAAAACACUAUUGACAAUAAUAGCAAACAUUGCCAGGAUCCACGUUUAUUAAAAUUGUGUUAUUCCUCAUUUUGCCAUUUAGUUAAAAGAUGUUCUAUGCAAUCACCGUCAUCCUUUACAUUUAUACUAAUUAAAAGGAUAAUUAUCAUACUACUAGCCCAUUUAUAUACUGUUACUAGUCCUCCUUCUAAUGACCAUAAUAAUAAUAAUCUUGUAUUGGAUUUGAAUAGUAAAAAGGCUUUAAUUGGGAUUUAUUUAGUAAAAAAUGUUGAUUUUAAUAAAGCUAUGCAGGAAAUUUUAACCUUAUCUCCAAUAACGCACGGGCAUGGUGGUACCACUAAUAAUAUAGUACUGAAAAGAAACUUUAUAUAUUUCAUUAAUGAAAUUAUCAAAUUAAUUGAGCAGAAUCAUAAGGCUAGUAGUAAUGAUCUAUUCAUAAAUAAUAGCUCACAAGAAUCUUUAAGGUUUUUGAAUUCUUAUAAGUUAAGUUUAGUUGAAAAUUUGAAAUAUCCCGAACUACAUGAUUUGAUUAUCGAUUUAUUUAAAACCUAUGAGAUAGCAUAUGAUGAUGAUGAUGCUGAUGAUACUGGUAGUGGUGGUUUUACUAAUGCCAGUAACAAUAAUAAUCAGAAUCGUAAUGAUGACUCAUCUACCUCAUCACCCUUUGAUGUAGAUUAUGAAUUGUCGCAAAUCUUACCACAAACAACAAAUAACAAUGUUUCCACGAAUAACCGAAACUCCACAUUAUUAUUCAAGCCAUCAUCUCCCUUAAGAAACUAUUCAAAGUUGGAAUUUCUUUUUAAAGACUUAGACGCAUUUAUUCCACAUUUUUCUAAUAAAGAGAGCGAAUUUAAUUGGAAGAAAAGACAAAAUUUCAUAUUAAAAUUAAGAAGCAUAUUGAAUUGUGAUCUAGUGCUGCAGAAUAAACGUGAAUUUAUUGAGCACUGUAAAGUUGCAAAUUACACCUCUUUUAUUUACAAAUCGGUUAAUUCAUUACGGACUACUUUGUCAAUCCACGCAUGCAAUUUAAUCAAAGAGUUAGCAAUAAUAUUUAAAGAACACUUGGAUCCGUUGCAGGAACCUUUAUUUGAUUCACUUCGACCUCUAUUAGGCGCUACCAAAAAAAUUUCAGUUAACAAUGCCAAUUCAACCAUACUCUAUUUGCUAGCAUAUUGUCAUCAUUUCAACAAAAAGAUAUUUCAAAGUAUUUUGAAUUUAUGUAAAGAGAAAACUUUGCAACCAAGAAUAAGCAGUUGUAAAUUUUUAAAAAUUUUCAUUAUCAAAUAUCCCAUGAAAAUGUCUUUGGGUAAUAGUGAAUUAAUACGCUCAUGGUUUAUUAAAAAUUUGACUGAUCCUCAAGUUUUGGUGCGAAAUGAAUCUAGGUUACUUUUUUGGUAUUACUAUAAAAUCCAGCCGGUUCUAGGUAAAAAACUACUAUUUGGUUUAAAUUUGCAAACAAGAAAAAUGUUAAACAAUAAUAUACCGUUGCAUUUAAAUAUUGUGUUGGAAGGAGAACAUAUCAACACCAAUAAAAGGAAUGCCGAUGUAGAUGUAUACCCUAAUAGUACUAAAAGGCGCCAUCUAAACACAUCAUUAGGCAGCCAUACCGCUGCUGUUAGUACCAUGAAUAAUAAUCAAAGAAAAAACCAGAGAGCAUAUUCUGACACUUCUGCACUAAAAAUUGCAAAUGGAAUCACCACUGAAAAUAAUAUCACAGACACAAGGACGAAUGCCGGAUUGAAUCGUCCAAACAGUAGCGCAGUUGGCUCAUUAACCAAAAGAAAUAUUAGGAGCUUUACCACUAGCUAUAUAACCGGCAAACCUAACGCGCUUGUUGAAAAUACUCCGAAUCACAAUAAUACUCUCAGUAGCGAUAUUAAUGAUUUAACGUCCUCUUUUAAUUCACCAAUACACUCAGCCACUAAAUAUAAUGUUGUAAACUCCAUAAACAACAAUGCUGUGCAUUCUCCAACACUCACAAACAACGGUAUCCGCAGUGCUAGACAUUCUAUUGUUGCUGAAAUAGUGGAUGAUUUGGAUCCUAUAAAGGAUUAUGCUUCCAAGUGUAAAGGUGUGACAUCGUUAGAAAAAGAGCUUAAGAAAACUAAUUUGGCUUCGUUGUUUGACAAUUCUUUAAAGAUCUCACAAUAUUUACGAUCGUUUAUGUUAAAGGAUCCGGGUGCUAUUAGACCAUUGUUACUGUUACAGCCAUUUUAUAAGCUUUUCCAACCACCAAAUUAUUUGAUCGAGGCGUUUUCUAUUAACAAUGAAAUUGAUAUCCUGAAAUUGGUGCCCACUUUUAGUAAUGUGGAAAUUUUGAAAAUCAUAACACAUGACAUCUUUUCACAGGCGAUGCACACAGAUUUGGAAUCAUCCAUCUAUUAUGUUAAAAAUAGGAAAAAAAUAUUUGAUUAUUGUUUAAGAAGUUGUAUCGCAUUGAUUAACAAUUUAAAUGCCAAAUCCGAGCUUGAUGAAAGUUUUGGAGUGAUAGUUGAUGAAAUUUUUAAAAUAUGGGGCAAAGAUUUCAAUGAAGAAGUUUAUUUUGAACUAAUAAAUGUUUUAUUCAAAUUUGAUGAGGCUGCAUUUAUUCAAAAUCUACGACAACAGGCAUUAUCUUUAAAACUGAACAUUUCGUAUGGCUUAACUGGUAAAAAUGAAAAUUUCACUAUAAAUGAAGUAUUAACACAAGAUGAAUACCGAUCUAGUGGCGCUUUGGUCCAUAAGAGUGAAUUGAAUUCACAACCAUCAUCUAUUGAAAAUAUAGACAACCAAGAAGAAAAAGACUUGAUGGAAAUGACUAAAAUAAACGUAUGGAGUAGUGCGAAACUUAAACCUAAAAAUAACAAUAGCAUAAAGAUCGAUAAUGAUGAUAGUUCCGGUAGCGUUGUAGUGCAUGAAUUAGCAAAUCCGCCACAUAAUGAUAAUAAGGAGGACAAUAUAAAAAAAGAGGCAAUAGAUAAAAAUCAAAAUGAAAAUAUUAAUCCAAAUGGAAAUGAGGUGCAAGAUCAUACUGUUGAUACUAAGAAAUUAAAUGAGAUGACGAAAAUCAUAUCCAUUUAUCAGCCAAAAAGCGUAAAAUAUAACAACGUAUACAAAAAUGGAAUUACUGUCAUAGAAGAAGAAAGUCAGGAGCCAGAAGUUGGCAAGAAUGUUGAUUUGCGGGACAUAUUUCAUAGAGAUGAAAGUAAUUCUUCCAUUAUUGAUGAUACUGGUCUGAAAAAAAUAAAUCUCGAUACUGAGGGAUUCAUGGAACCUGAAAAAGAUGAGAAUAAUUUCAUAAUAAGUACUAAUACUAGUAGUUCUGAUGACUUACAAACAAAAACGACACAAGAAAAAACAGGAGAAGCAGAGGAAGCAAAGAUGGAAGGUGGUGAUUAUGAAAAGAGUUUAUCUUCAUUAUCGCCAAUUAAAGUUCCACACGACAACAUAAUUGGCAAAAAUAAUUACGUUGGCUUAGUUUUCGAUUUAGACUAUGCUAAAAACACCAUGAUAUAUUAUUAUGCCCAAAAUGAGAUCAGAAAUUAUAAAUUUAAAAUAGAUAAUAACGAAUUCUAUGAUCCUAUUGAUGCUGCUAGUUCUAAAUUUAAAUCAAAAGAGUCAAUUAUUCGUCUAUAUCACCACAUUGAAAUGAAAAAUGAUUCUGCUCAAACAUAUAAGGAGGCAGAGAAAUUGACUUGUAAAUUAAUGGAAAGGUUAAAGUAUGAUACAUACACCGACCCCGUAUUAUUAUGUUUGAUAUUUGUAUCAUUGAGCUCUUUACUACAAGUUAUCCCAGACAAUUUUCACAAAAUUUUCAAAGACAUGUGGUUCAUUUAUCAUGAUAUUGUAUAUGGUAAACAAAAAUCGCAAUCUUUCAUAUUUGAUGAUAUUUCCACCAUAUUGCCAUUGGAAUUUAUUGAUUAUUACAUAGAUAACUACUACAUUGAAAGCGAAGACACUGAAAAUUUUGAAAAAUCAAUGUUAAACUUACUAGAAAAAAAUAGCGAUAUGCAUGAUUUAAAUUUGAACCAGGUAAUGUUUAUUUUAGAAACGUUUUGUUUUUUGGUCAGUAAUGGUAAGAAUACUAUUUCGAUAGAAUUAAAAACUGUAAGACAUUUAUUGGAUCUAGCACGAGAUAAUGAUGCUAAAGCAACUUUCAUUCAUUUACAAAUUUAUAAGAUUCUGGCAAUAUCUUGUGGUAAUAAAGAAGAUGUAGAUACUUUUUUGAGCUCUUAUCUAACUCCUUUAGAAAUUAUUAUGGUUAAAAAGUUUCAAUCGAUAAUGUCGAAUUUGUAG